AUGCAAGCACUAGGUAAUCUAGUUCAAAACGAAAUGGGAUUGAUCGACAUCGAAGUCGAACCAUCCUACAAGGCUCGUUCGGAUGGAUCCAAGAUGAAGGCGCUUGCGUGGUUUGGAGCUCGUGAUGUGCGGAUGGUUCAAGUACCUGUACCAGACAUUACUCAACCUUCCGUGGGUAUCAUUAAUCGAGUUGGCGAGAACGUCGAGAAUCUAAAGCCCGGUCAGCGCGUUGUAGCAUCGUUCCAGAUUGCGUGCGGCCAGUGCGGGUACUGCAAGCAUAAAUUGAGUAGUAUGUGUGAUAAGGCCAAUAAUAGCUCGCUUCAGAAUGCAGUAUACGGAACACGUGACGGUGGAUUCUUUGGCUAUUCUCACUUUACCGGUGGAUUCCCGGGAGGACAAGCUGAGUAUGUCAAGGACCCAUUCGGCAAUGUUAACCUCCUCCCAAUGCCGGAUGACGUUCCCGAUGAAAAAGCUCUGUAUCUAUCAGAUGUAGUUCCAACUGCUUAUCAUUGCGUUGUUGAUACGGGCGUCCAAGAAGGAGAUAUAGUCGCUAUUUGGGGCUUGGGACCCAUCGGUCAAUACGCCGCUCGCUGGUGCCAAAUCAAAGGUGCUAAGCGUGUUAUUGGAAUCGAUUCACAUCCCGGCCGGCUGGCGUUUGCGGCCGCUCAGAAGGCACUUAUGCUUGAGACUGAUGUCUCAGAAACACCCAAUGAAAUGAUCAAGUCUGUUCGAAAGAUGGGCCGAUGCGGUGUGAUUGCAGAUUAUGUUGGCUUCACAAAUCAAUUCAAUAUCGGAGCUAUGAUGGAAAAGGGAAUCAGAUUUAUUGGAAACGGGCAAUUACUGGAAGGAGAUAUUGGAUUAGUACAUUAUUCCGGGGAAAUUCGAUCCGACAUUGUUCCAAUCGAAGAUAUGGCUAAGCUAUAUGCGGCAUUUGACAAGCGCAUUGAUGGAGUGGAGAAAGUCUUUGUGGAAACCAAGUUCUCCAACCCGCCGUCCAAGGGAUGCCCGGCCACGUCCAGGGUAGACGAAUGGGAAAGUAACAAGCACUAA
Molecule: messenger RNA, 1050 nt
Organism: Rhizoctonia solani
Lineage: Eukaryota; Fungi; Basidiomycota; Agaricomycetes; Cantharellales; Ceratobasidiaceae
Product: alcohol dehydrogenase
Exons: 10
Coding region: 1-1050 (349 amino acids)
Source: RefSeq, a predicted model, not a curated record